AUGUUCAUUCUCUUAUGGCUGCUAACCACAGUCCAUGGUGGCUCUCUAUCAAGACUCAAGAUUUUGGAAGUUGAGAGAAAAUUAAAGUAUCUCAGAAGACAUUCCUUAAAAACUAUCAAGAGUGAAGAUGGAGAUGUAAUUGAUUGCAUUGCCAUUAAUAAACAACCAGCAUUUGAUCAUCCAGCAUUGAAGAAUCACAAAAUUCAGAUGGCUCCUACUCACCUAACAGCUGGAUCAAGAACUUCAAGAAAUGGAAAAAAUGCAAAUGAAUCUUUGAGUGUGACUUCACAAGUGUGGCAGAAAAGUGGAAAAUGUGGAAAGGGAACAAUACCAGUUAGAAGAAUAAGAAAAAGAGAGCUAUUGAAGGCUCAUUCAAUUGAAGAAUAUGGAAGGAAGAAGCCAAGCUUCUCUCACCAUCAACAUGCUGAACUGAAUAAGAAUCUUGAUUCCUUUGUUCAACUUAAAAACCACUCUAAGGCAAUAUUGUUUACAGUUGGUUACCGUUAUUUGGGAGGAAAAGCAGAUCUGAGAGUGUGCAACCCUUUUGUUGAAAAGGAUGAUGAAUACAGCAUUACUCAAGUCGCUCUCUUAACAGGCCCAUACAAUGACUUUGAGUCUGUUCAAUCUGGUUGGGCAGUGAAUCCUAGUGUAUAUGGAGAUAGACAAACUCGAUUAUUUGUAUACUGGACGGCUGAUGGUUCAAAGAAAAGUGGUUGUUUUGAUCUAACCUGUCCUGGGUUUAUUCAGACAAGCAAUGAGAUUGCCUUGGGUGCUGCUAUACAUCCAAUCUCAAUUCCUGCUGACCUUCCAUACGUAAUAACAAUUUACAUCUUUAAGGAUCCCUAUACCAACAAUUGGUGGGUGCAAUAUGGUGAGAAGACCUACAUAGGUUAUUGGCCACCGGAGUUGUUUAAAACAAUACUUUACAAUGCACAAUCUGUGGAGUGGGGUGGUGAAGUUUACAGUACAAGCAUUGGACAAACUCCUCACACAGCAACACAAAUGGGCAACGGCCAAUUUGCUUCAGUUUUGGAGUUUUCAUCUGCAAUAACAAGAAUGAGAAUUCAUGACAACUCUGAAUUCUUGAAAAUCCCAGAAUUGGUUUAUGAUUAUUCUGAUGAAUAUAAUUGCUAUGAUGUUUGGUACAUGUCAGAUUACAUUGAUGAUCCUCAAUUCUAUUAUGGGGGUCCUGGUAGAAAUCCAAAGUGCCCUUAACUUAUUCAUAAUUAAUGCUUCAACCAAUUACAUGUUAUAGG
Messenger RNA from Vigna radiata var. radiata (mung bean), 1256 nucleotides. RefSeq lists its product as uncharacterized. The record is from RefSeq and is a predicted model, not a curated record. The transcript is spliced from 7 exons. Lineage: Eukaryota; Viridiplantae; Streptophyta; Magnoliopsida; Fabales; Fabaceae. Bases 1 to 1215 code for a protein of 404 amino acids.